AUGUUUGCAGUUCAUUUAUUAGAUGCUCUUGCGGAGGCGGCGGUUUUGCUGAUCUUUGACAUGGCGCCCACAUGUACGAGCAGCGAUGAUGAUGAUGAUGUCCGCCUUACGAGCGCCUGCAUUACUUCUGUGAACAGCGCCAACUCAUUGGAUUCUCUCGUGCUGCGGGGUUGUGUGAAUCUAAACCGUUCCGACACGGCCAGCAACAACAACAACUCCUUAAGUCCCCCACCAACAUCGUCUAUGGAUGAAAGCAGCUUUGUGCACAUGACAAUGGAGGAACUUCAGACCAUGUCGUUUGAUCCUGUGCACACAUCCCGCGGCCGCAGCGGCGGUACGGCGCGUAGAAACAGCAGCUGCAGUACACUUUCAAGUUGGACCGCCGCAGGAGAAAUGUCUCGUGUUUGA
Molecule: messenger RNA, 408 nt
Organism: Trypanosoma theileri
Lineage: Eukaryota; Euglenozoa; Kinetoplastea; Trypanosomatida; Trypanosomatidae
Exons: 1
Coding region: 1-408 (135 amino acids)
Source: RefSeq, a predicted model, not a curated record